GAGCUUUUUGAGGCCGAACCCCCUCCAGAACUCGUUAGCUGGCUUUUACCGGUGAAACCUUCCACUCACUGCUGUCGACAUGGAGAGUCUGCUCCGCGCUGUGGCCGUGCUGACCGUGUUGUUCGUGGGGUUGUUCCAGCACGGAGCUGUUGUGGACGGCCGGUCGUACACAUCUGUGCUGACUGUGACAAACGGACAGCAGUAUGGAACAUGGAGGUGGCCCGUGAUGUGUCCUGACCAGUACUUUGCUGUUGGCUUCAGUAUCAGGGUGGAGGACUACCAACAAUACCCUGAGGACAACACGGCCAUGAACGGCAUCCGCCUCAUCUGCCGCAAAGACGGGGACCGGAGCUUAACUUACUCUAUGUAUUCUCACGGUGGUUUCUGGGGCGACUGGUCCAGCUCUCAGUACUGCCCCCGUGGCGUGCUCACCUCUUUCCAGCUCCGCGUGGAGGCCUAUCAGGGCUGGUUCCAUGACGACACCGCCGUCAACAACAUCAGGUUCCGCUGCAGCAAUGGCCACGUGCUGCAGGGCACCGGCAUGAACUGGGGGGAGUACGGCUACUGGAGCCAGGAUUGUGGCAAGGGAGGAAUCUGCGGCAUCGAGACCAGGAUGGUGGAAAACGGGGGUUAUGAUGAAUCCAGCCUCAACGACGUGCGCUUCCGUUGCUGUUACAGAGCCAGCAGUGAUUGACAGGUGAGCAGCUUGGUCCGCCCCUCCUCCGUCACCCUGAAUUAAACAAUGACAAAUAAUAAAGGGCUCAUUUGAA
Limanda limanda (common dab) is the source of this 770-nucleotide messenger RNA. Its product is annotated as vitelline membrane outer layer protein 1 homolog. The transcript has 4 exons. NCBI's taxonomy places the organism in Eukaryota, Metazoa, Chordata, Actinopteri, Pleuronectiformes, Pleuronectidae. The coding region runs from base 80 to 694 and encodes 204 amino acids. The record is from RefSeq and is a predicted model, not a curated record.